AGCAUUCGGUGCUCAUGUCCCGACUUCUAUUUGGGAGUUUAGGAAACGCAAAUGCACAUACGGCGGGCACACAUACAGAGACCCACUAGGCGCACGCCAGACACUAGCACGCACAGACAUUUGCAGACACGCAUCACACACAGAUACUCGCACAGAAGACCGGGUCCGCCGAGGAUUCGGGGGGCGGUCGUCAUGGGCUGCUGCAGCUCCCUGAGCGCUGGGCACGACGCAGCGCUGGCGUCGGGCCCCGGGGCCAAACGGUUCUUCUACCUCGACGACCUCCCUCUCAGCAUUUGCGCGUCGCCGAGUGGCGUGGCCCACCUGCAGCUGCGCCUCGUGGGCCCCUCUGGAUGCUUGAGCGAUGCGAUGUGGCGCCUGGAGGACGCCUGCGAACAUCGGGGCCUGUUGAUUCAGUCAGCGCAGAUGAGCCGCGAGGGUGGCCUGGUCCACUGGGUCAUCGAACUGAAGGGGAUUCGCGGCAAGAUGGACGCCUUCCAGGUGUCGUCCCCCAUGAAGAUGCUGCCCUUCGCCAGCAAUCCCGCGAACGGUCUGGAGCUGAAGCUCCGGCGUGCGGGCCCCGAGCCGGGCCCCGAGCCGCUCCCCGAGUGGGUGGCCGUCGGGGUCCAGGGUCUCGGCGACGCAGGCGAUGGCUGCCUGGCGGCGGUCCCAGAGAUCCUCUGCGCCUCCGCGACGAGCGCGUCCUACGUCGUCGGGUGCCACGCCGCGUUGCUGCAGGCAGUCGGGCGGGCGGAAGCCUCCGUGAUUGCUGCCAAGCUGGAGACCAACGGCGUGUUUCUGGAGGACGAGCUCUGGGUGCAGCCAGUGCGGGCCAACGCGCAGGAGGUCGAUGACCUCGCGGCGGAGAUCAAGCAGUCUUAUGAAUGCGCGCUCUACGAACGAAAUUUCCCGGCAUACCUGCGGCGCGAAGACACUCCAAAAAAGUUCCUCGUCGCGAAGGAUGCCAGCGGCUUGGUCGGUGCCAUGAGGGAGAACGACGCCCAUAAGUUGGCUUCGCAGGCGGGGACGAUGCCACCAGAGCUGUACGGACUGCUGAGCGGCCUGCGGUACGAGAUGAGGCCCUGCACGGAAGGGUUCAAGAUCUGCGGGUUCGACAAGUUCAUCGGGGCUGGCUGGAUCCCCGUCGAGGCCGAGGUGCUUCCGCAAGAGCAGCGCUCCGCAGAGGCCCUGGCGGAGCUGCCUCCCGUCCUGGAGAUCCGGACCCACUUCUCCAGGGCGAGCGGCGGCGCCGGCGGUGCCCGCAGGGCCCCCAGGAGCGGCAUGGCCCCGCUCGACUCGCUGCAGCGGUGGGCCGCAUCCGGGAAGGGGCACGCGGAGUUUGUCACCUGGCUCGACGCGCCCUCGAAGACGUGGACGAUCUGGAAGGUCUUCCUGAACGGUGUGCUCCCCGAGGGGAUGAAGUGCGGUGCCCAGGCGGUGGCGGAGCACCUCUCCGGUGACGCCGGGCUCUUCUUCGGCGAGACGCCGGGCGCUCGUUCCAACUUGUUCGGCGCGAUCGCCGACCUGAGGUGCAUCAAGGUCUGCGACGUGGUCAAUUGGAACACGUACGUGCUGAUGGCCAUCGCCGCCUCCGCGGACCGGAGUCCGCAGAUGUUUGGCAGCCACAUGGCCAGCACGAUCGAGCAGGAGCUCGCGGCGGCCACGCUCAGCGCGGCCGACCUGGAGAGUGGCAGCGUGACCACGGUCUUUACCAAGACAGGGCUGGGCAGGCUCGUCUGCAACGUCUUGUCGAUCUGGAACGCCCAGCUCGGCUUGUCACUCUACGUGGAGGAAGCUGCCGUGUCCUUUGUGAGGGGGGCUCUCGAGCACAUCUGCGGGGAGGCGCGUGAGAUGAUGCACGUGCGUGUCAGCAUUGGCCGCGCGACGCCACAUAAUUCUUUUGCUAGAGCAACAUCUUGUCCGUAGUCGGACUCGACUCGCACUGCACAGAGCACUCGGCGACGUCAGCCUGCAAGAGUCGCGCGGCAGAAGGCUGGCGGCCAUGCACCGCGUGCACUGCCAGUUUAAAUUGUUACAAAGUUUCAAUUGUGGUGCAGGCCAGCCGGAGGGCCAGUGGUGCAGCAGUGACGCUCGUCGAGGGCGGUCCCCCUCCCCUCCCUCCUCCGUCCUCCGCCUCCGUCCUCCGCCUCCCCUUCUCCCCUCCCCCAAUGUUUCAAUUGUGUCAUUCUCCUGUGUCCGCUCCUUCUCCCCCUCCAAAAGUGCGCUGAAAAAAAAAGACACUCGCACAGAAGACCCUAAAACGUUUG
Molecule: messenger RNA, 2264 nt
Organism: Prorocentrum cordatum
Lineage: Eukaryota; Dinophyceae; Prorocentrales; Prorocentraceae
Source: the annotation of a GenBank genome assembly